Molecule: messenger RNA, 3737 nt
Organism: Meleagris gallopavo (turkey)
Lineage: Eukaryota; Metazoa; Chordata; Aves; Galliformes; Phasianidae
Source: RefSeq, a predicted model, not a curated record
CCCGCCCACGCUGAUCUCACUUCUCCUUAACCCACCCUUCCCUUCCGUGCAGCCCACUGGCUGCUCCCCCAGCCAGGCUAAUUGCAUCCCCCAGUGCUUCCCGUCCCUCACAUCCGGCCAUUGUACCCUACCGGGAAGGACUGCAUCCAGGGACGAAGAAGGAGGCCAUGGAGGGCGGCUGGGCCAUGGCACUGGGGCUCUGGGCUACCGCACUGUGCCUGGGGGGCUGCCACCCCCCCGGAGGGGACAUGGAGUCGCACAGCACCCAGCGCCCAGCUGAGCUGCGGGACAAUUUCCGCCUGCAGCCCGGGGACCUGGUGGUCGUGGCAGGGCAGGCGCUGGAGCUGGACUGCGUGCCCCCCGCCGGGCAGCCCGAGCCCCGCGUCACCUGGAGGAAGGACGGCGUCACCCUGCGCCUGGCUGGGGGCCGUCACCAGCUCACCCGGGGGAAGCUGCGGGUGGCCUCGGCACGCAGGAGCGACGCGGGGGUCUAUGUGUGUGUGGCAGCCAACGCAGCAGGCGAGCGGCACAGCCGGGGUGCUCAAGUCACCAUCCUGGAGAAGCCAGUCAUCGUGCGGCGGCCAAGUGAUGUCACAGCAGUGGCCGGCAGCACGGUGGAGCUGAGCUGUGGUGCGCAGGGCGACCCGGCACCGCGGGUUCAGUGGCACAAGGAGAGCGGGGAUCUGCCCUGGGGGAGGCACGAGGUGGAUCAGGAGCACACGCUGCGACUCCACGCGGUGACGGCAGCCGAUGGUGGUGCCUACGUCUGCACAGCCCAGAGCCAGCUGGGCAGCGCUGCUGCCACCGCCCGCCUCCGUGUGGAGGGGCAGCUGCCGGCAGGCCGGUGGGAGACCACACGGCAGAACCUGCUGGCUGUGCAGCUGCAGCUGGACAAUGGCACUGCACUGCCCACCAACGCCACUGUCUGGCUCCGCUGGAGGAUGGUGACACCAGGGCCAGCUCCAGAGGGCUUUGUGGUGCUGUAUCGCUGCCUGCUCCCUGCCAGCACUGCCUGGUCCCAGCAGGACGUGGGCAGGGAGCUCAGCGCCGUCAUCCCUGCACUCCAGCGGGGCUACCAGUAUGAGUUCAAGGUCCGACCCUACGCUGGUGGGACCCAGGGCUUGGACAGCAACAGCUGGCACCUCUGGAUCCCUGAGGAAGCAGUGCCAAGCGCAGCACCCCAGCGUGUCACCGUGGGCCAGGCUGCACCAGGGAAUGGUACCGUUAUCGUGAGCUGGGAGCCACCUCCUCCUGAUGCCCACAAUGGCAUCAUUCGGGGCUACCAGGUCUGGUCCCUGGGCGAGGGCUGGCUACAACCCACCAACCGCACUGUGGACGGAGGAACACGUCGCUUGGAGACCCUCCUGCACGGCCCUGGGGCCAGAUACUGCAUCCAAGUAGCCGCGUUCAAUGGUGCAGGGCUGGGGAUCCCCAGCAAUGUCACCUGUGGCGUCCUGGAGAUGAUGGCAGGGAGCACCGGAGUGGUGCGGGUGCUGCAGCAGCCUGCGGUCAUCGCAGCCACUGGCUCACUGCUGUGGCUGGCCCUGCUUGCCCUCCUCCUCCUCAUCUGCCAGCGUCGCGCCAGCCAGGGCUCCAUGGCACAACAUGGGCAGGAGGACACUGAUGUGCCAUGGCUCAGCAGCCCCUGGAAACCUGUCUGUGUUCCUCAGAACCUCAGUGGCAGCAGCAGCCUCAGCAGUCGGCUCCUGGGAAGCGACAGCAGGGACCCCCAGCCCUCUCCCCUGACCUCGGAGCUGCCGAGCCUCAGCCCUGCGACGACCCCCAGCUGCAGCCACCUCUGCAGAGAACACCCCAAAACUAGCACGUCCAGCCUGGCACUGUGGGAGCACAUCCGCAAGCGAGAGCUGGACCGUACGCACAGCUCCCCAGUGCCAGUGGCUGGGCUCAGGGCCAUUCCCGUGCCCUUGUGUGCCGGGGAGUGGGGGACACAUUUUGACUCAGUGGACAGAUGGCCUCAGCAGAAAGGACAGGAUGGUGACACGGCACUAGCAGGAGAGGACCCAUGGUGGCUGCCCACCAUCAGCUCCCCGAAACCACGGCGCAGUUCGGUGGCAUCAAUUGGUGCUGGGAUGCUGGUGGCACCUGCAGGACAUCCGCACGUCUGGCACCCCAUGGGGACCCGGUUCCCAGCCAUGGGGUGCUCAAGGGACACAUCUCCAGUCACUGGGAACCCCAAAGACACGUCCACGGUUACUGGGAACCCUGGGGACAUGUCCCCAGUCACCAGGAGCCCCAAGAAUGUGUCCCCAGUCACUCGGAACAGCAAGAAUACCAGGAAGCACAGGGACAUGUCCUCUGUCACCAGGAGCCCCGUAGAUAUGUCCCCUGCCACUGUGAGCCGCAAGGAAAUGUUACUGGCCACAAGACCCAGCAGAGAUGUGUCCCCGGUCACCGAGUGCCCCAGGGUCAGAUCCCCAGUCAUUGGGCACUCCAAGGAGAAGUCCCCGGCCACCAGGAGUCCCAGGGAUUUGUCCUCAGCCUCCAGUCACUCCCUGGCCACCACAGUCCAGGAGGACAUGUCCCCAUUCACUCAGCACCCCAGGGACAUGUUCUCAGCCACCAGGUGUCCCAGAGAUACGUUCCCAGCAGCCAGGCACCCUGACGACAUGCCCAUGAUCCCCCAGAACCCCAGGGACACAUCUGUGUUCACCAGAGGGCCCAGGGACACGCUGGUGGCCACCAAAGACGUGUCCCCGGAGCCCGGCCGCCUCUCACCAGCACUCAGUGAUGGGGUCCUCACCCCGCAGCGGGUUGCCGAGGACCUGGAGAGGGUGCAGGAAGCCCACCGCCCCACGAACAUCCCCAGGCCAGAGGUGUCCCCAGCACAUCCCCAGCGCGUCCCUGUGCCCCGCCCCCUGUCCCCUCCCCACACCUAUGGGUACAUCUGUGGGCCUCCCCCCUCUGCUAUGGGCGAUGGCGAGNNNGAGGAGGAGGAGGAAGAGGAGGAGGAAGAAGAGAAGCCCGAGGUGUGGGGUCACGAGGGCUCGCCGGGGGGGUCUCUGCUGAACGGAUGGGGGUCUGUCACGGAGGACACCGUCCCCAGCACCCGCUGCAGCCUGGCCAGCUCCUCUGACGGCUCCUUCCUGCUCGAUGCCAGCUUUGCCCGUGUGCUGGCCGUGGCCGUCGACAGCCUCUGCUUCAGCCUCGAGGACAUCGAUGGGGGUGGUGAGGGAGCUGCUGCCCCCCUGCACCGCCUGGCAUCAUCCCCUCUGUGCGGGGAGGUGGCCCUGGGGACGGGGACAGGGAAGGGGAUGGAGAUGGGCAGCCUCGUGGGGAUGCCCCGAGUGGGCAGCCAGUGGGGUGGGCUCCUUUCCAGGGAUAGAAGGGACAGGAGUGUGGCAGCCCCUGUGUUAAAGCAGUGUUGAGGCCAGAGCCCUCCCAGCUUGGCUACAAUCCAGCUUUAUUCAUCAUUUCCCCCAGGUGGGGCUCUCUGCUAGGAAACGCUACGUGCACAGCUGGGGAGCACUGAGGUGGGUGGGUGGCCCUCCUGCUCAUGUUCCCCUCCAGCUGGCCUUGUCCCCAGGGUCCUCGUCUUUCCAUCCCCAGCGACUGUCCCAAACAUCCUUGUCCCUCCCCGUGUCUUCACCCCUCAUCUAUCCCAUCCUUGUCCCCACCCAGCGCAUCCUCAACCCCCUCCCUCCGGCUCUGUGCACACCUAUUUACAGACAGAAAUGAACGAGCACCCCACGCGUACCCGUCCCCGCGUCACCGUCCCC